AUGGCAAGAUCAACGAGGAGCAACCCGACGACCGAUGCACCGGCUAGCACCGCAGCAGGAGAUUCGUCUACAGUGCCGAUGGCACUAUUCAUGCCCCUCGCAGCACCCCAACUCAAGAGUACCUCGCAUGCAGCUCUCGUCCAGUGGCGCAAGUUAAGAAGUGAGUACGAGGACGAAGUAGCCAUGCGCUGCAAUAAUGACCCGACCAAGAUGGCGGAAGUUAUCGUCAGUGUAAAGAAGUCGUUUGACAAGCGUCUUCUAACUGCAUGGUGCGACUUUGAGUGGGACGUAGACGUUAAUAACGUCACCGACGACUUCAUUCUUGCGAAGAUCGAUGAUAUCAUUGCGUCGGUAAAAAACAACGCUGUUCCGGACGUCGCCGCCCUUUUCAAGGAAAAUGUCGUCAUGGACAUGCGGGAAAGUGACGUCAAGGAGAGAGUGAUGCAAUUUUUCGUCCGAAGCCGUGAAUUCAUCGACGAGCAAGGUUGGCAGGCCUUUUUCACUGGAAAUGAAGGUGUGAGGCUUAAGUGCAAGCUAUUGAUCGAAGCACUUGAACCUCGAAGCCUUCGUGAAGAGGUUUCAGCCGUCGUUAAGUACCAAGCUCGGAUAGCGAAAGAAGAUGAGAAGGAGCUGUUCAAGUUAAUUCUUGAAAAAGCUCUUGACCAGGACCGUGACUUCCAGCGUCGCAAGCGCUCACGUGGCCGAGACCCCGGUGAGUCGAAGCGCAAGGAGAAGCAGACACAGAGCAGUACCAACCAGCCACCUGCUAAGUACCGUAAGGUUGAGCACGGCGGUAAAUCAACUAAAAAGGACAGCAAAGCGAGCAAUAAUCAGGUCCAGAAAAAGAGUGCAGUGAAACGAGAUAAGACACCUCCAACCGGGGGUUGCCUGAAGUGUAAAGGCGACCAUUGGCUAGUCCACUGCCCAACUGCAAGCAGUGACGAGAAGAAAGAUCUCCUCCGCAAAAUGCAUGAGCGCCGUGAUAACAAGCGGGCUAAUGACAAUGCAUGA
Molecule: messenger RNA, 1011 nt
Organism: Phytophthora nicotianae INRA-310
Lineage: Eukaryota; Oomycota; Peronosporomycetes; Peronosporales; Peronosporaceae
Exons: 1
Coding region: 1-1011 (336 amino acids)
Source: RefSeq, a predicted model, not a curated record